CGCCAUGGAGCUCUGCGUGAUUCAUCAGCGGCGGCGGGGAGGCAGCGGGGUACCGCGCACCGUCCCCGCAUAGGCACGGCCGCGGCGGGGGCAGCGCCGGCACCGUUCUGCCACCCGCACCGCCUUUCACCUCUCCUUCACUGCCUGCUCCUCUACCCCCGCGGCUAGGCGAGGAUCCCGGAGGAGGCAAGAUGGAAGAAAUCCUCCGAAAGCUGCAGAAGGAGGCGUCGGGGAGCAAGCACAGGGCCAUCAAGGAGAGCUGCACCUGUGCCAUCGAAAUCUUGAAUUCUCCUGAUGCUGCUAUCAAGAUACCUCCGUAUCAGCUAAGGGAGAAGUGUCUCCUUCCUCUCCAACUGGCUCUGGAAUCAAAAAGCAUGAAGCUGGCUCAACAGGCUCUAGCAGGGAUGCAGAAGCUGCUGUCUGAUGAGAGGUUUGUAUCCAUGGAGACAGACUCAGAUGAAAAACAGUUGCUUAAUCAGAUGCUAAAUGCCGUCAAAGUGACUCCUUCACUCAAUGAAGACCUACAGGUUGAAGUGAUGAAGGUCUUGCUCUGUAUAACAUAUACCCCCACAUUUGAGCUGAAUGGGAGUUCAGUGUUGAAGAUUGCUGAGUUGUGUUUUGCAUGCCAUAGAGCUGGAACUCCCCGAAUGCAUGAAAUUAUGAAAGUGUCCAUUGCAUUCCUCCUUGGGGCCCUGAGCAAUCACAUUUUUACUGGUGCUUCUUCAUCAAUGGCUUUCCAAAAGGUUUGCAUUGAGACAUAUGUAUCUAGCUGUCACCAGCGGAGCAUUAACACCGCUGUGCGGGCAACCCUCAGCCAAAUGUUGAGUGACUUGACUUUACAGUUGCGACAAAAGCAAGAAAAUAUGACAAUUGAAAACCAUGACACCUUGCAGAAGUUCAAGAGUCAAGGUACUUCAACUGAGUCUCUUUGUGACGAUGUUGUAUCUGUCCUCACUGUGCUCUGUGAGAAGCUACAGGCUGUCAUAAAUGACAAUCGGCAACUUCAGCUUCUUUAUUUGGAGUGCAUCCUCUCCAUGUUAAACAGCUCCUCUCCCAGCAUGCACCAACACAAAGGAUUCACUGAUCUCAUAUGGAAGCAACUGUGUCCAGCACUCGUAGUAAUCCUGGGAAAUCCAAUCCAUGACAAAACUAUCACCUCUGCCCACAGCAGCAUCUGCCUGGAGGCUGAUUCACCUUCCUCAGGGAUCUCUGACCAUGGCCGGGGUUCGGGUUGUUCCUCCACAGCACCUGCCCUUAGUGGGCCAGUUGCACGGACCAUAUAUUACAUUGCAGCAGAACUGGUUCGACUGGUCGGCUCAGUGGAAUCCAUGAAGCCUGUGCUGCAGUCUCUCUAUCACAGGAUAUUGCUUUACCCACCACCUCAACACCGAGUUGAAGCCAUCAAAAUUAUGAAAGAGAUACUUGGCAGUCCUCGAAGGCUUUGUGAUUUGGCAGGGCCCUGCUCUUCUGAGUCAGAAUCGAGGAAGAAGUCUAUUUCUAAAAGGAAGUCCCAUCUGGAUCUUCUCAAGCUUAUCAUGGAUGGCAUGACAGAAGCUUGCAUCAAAGGUGGUAUUGAAGCGUGUUAUGCUUCAGUGUCCUGUGUCUCUGCCCUGCUUGGAGCACUAGAUGAGCUGAGCCAAGGGAGGGGGCUUAGUGAAGAGCAGAUCCAGCUGCUGCUCCAGCGCUUAGAAGAACUGAAGGAUGGGAGUGAGACCAGCAGGGACUCCAUGGAGAUCAAUGAUGCUGACUUUAGGUGGCAGAGACGCAUCCUGUCCUCAGAAAAUCCUGCCUGGGAAUCAGGAAAUGAGAAGAGUCCUGAUAUUAGCAUUAGUGUUACCACAGACACUGGUCAGACCACUUUGGAAGGGGACAUGGGACAGACAACUCCAGAGGAUAAUCCAGAGAGUCAAAAAAUCUCACUGCCCUCUCCAGCUGGACACGAAAGCAAAGAGAUUCAUUAUAGAGAACCAGAGUCAGAAACCAUUGACCAACCAGAUGUUGUUCAAAGAAGCCACACCAUAGUCUAUCCAGAUAUAACUAACUUUUUAUCAGUUGAUUGCAAGACCCGGUCCUAUGGAUCCAGAUACAGUGAAAGUAAUUUCAGUGUAGAUGACCAGGACCUUUCUAGGACUGAGUUUGAUUCAUGUGAUCAGUAUUCCAUGGCAGCAGAGAAAGACUCAGGAAGGUCAGAUGUCUCAGACAUAGGCUCUGACAAUUGCUCCCUGGCUGAUGAGGAGCAAACACCACGGGAUUGUCCAGGUCACAGGUCCUUACGUACUGCUGCUCUCUCUCUGAAAUUGCUGAAAAACCAAGAAGCAGACCAGCACAGUGCACGGCUGUUUAUCCAGUCACUUGAAGCUCUUCUUCCUCAGCUUAUAGCUCUUCCCAGCAUAGAGGAGGUGGAUGGAGCACUGCAGAGCUUCUCUUCAACCUUCUGCUCAGUUACUCACGUUAUCCACGCCCCCAAAGUGACGACAGUGGAAAGUCCAAGAAGGCAGCAGCACAGAGCUUUCAAACCCUCACGAGGUAUGAUGCACUCACCAGGAUUUGAGGGAAACCUAAAUUUCAGCUUCCAAACUCUGAUGAAUGCAGACAGUCUCUACAUGGUCUCACAUUACACUCUGCUGCUGAACCUAAAACUGGCCAACUCAGAUUACUACAGGAAGAAACCUGCCCAAGCCCCUGUGCUGCUGAAAGAGUUCAUGAAGCAGGUCCAGUCUAGUGGAGUGCUGAUGGUAUUUUCCCAGGCCUGGGUUGAAGAACUGUACCAGCAGGUACUAGAAAGGAACAUGCUAGGGGAAGCUGGAUACUGGGGAAACCCUGAAGAGCACAGCCUUCCACUUAUCACCAUGCUGACUGACAUCGAUGGCCUGGAAAGCAGUGCAAUUGGUGGCCAAUUGAUGGCAUCUGCUUCAGCUCAAUCUCCUCUCUCCCAAAACCAGAAGACAGACGAUUCUGUUGUUGCAGGAGUUGCUUUUGCCCGAUACCUUUUAAUUGGCUGUUGGAAGAACUUGAUUGACACUUUGUCCACACCACUGACUGGCCGCAUGGCAGGCAGCUCCAAGGGGCUGGCCUUCAUCCUGGGAGCAGAAGGAGCCAAGGAGCAGAACCAAAAGGAGAAGGACUCCAUCUGCGUGAGCCUGGAUGGGCUGCGGAGGGCAGCCCGGCUGAGCUGUGCUCUAGGAGUUGCUGCUAACUGUGCAUCUGCUCUUGCCCAAAUGGCUGCUGCCUCCUGUGUCCAAGAAGAGAAAGAGGAAAAAGAAAUCCAAGAGCCCAGUGAUACUAUAGCUCAAGUGAAACAGAAAGUGGAGCAGAAACUGGAGCAGAUGGGAAAAGUGCAGGGAGUCUGCCUGCAUACUGCUCAUGUUUUGUGUAUGGAUGCAGUACUUAACGUGGGCCUGGAGAUGGGAAGCCACAAUCAGGAUUGUUGGCCUCAUGUAUUCAGAGUGUGUGAGUACAUCAGCACACUGGAGCACACCCACUUCAGUGAUGGUGCUUCCCAGCCCUCCCUUACCAUCACCCAGUCACAGCAGGUGCCCGGAGGGCUGCACCCAGACUCUGAGCCUGGGGAGACUCCCCAGGCACCGACACCUGAGCAGGACACCACCCUCAGCAGCAAUCCUGUCAUUCAGCCAGUUUCUAUCCAGGAACUCAUCAAGGAGAGCAGCAAGGGCAGACCUUUUGACUUCCGUGGAGGCAGCCUGCUGUGUGGGACCAGUGCUGCCAAGGCUGUUCUCACACUCUCCACACAAGCAGACAGGCUCUUUGAAGAUGCUGCUGACAAGUUAAACCUGAUGGCAUUGGCAGGCUUCCUCUACCAGCUCAAGAAGGCCUCUCAGGCUCAGCUUUUCCAUUCAGUGACAGAUACGGUUGAUUACUCCCUAGCAAUGCCAGGUGAAGUAAAAUCUACCCAGGACAGAAGAAGUGCACUUCACUUGUUCCGACUUGGUGAUGUCAUGCUCAGAAUAGUAAGGAGUAAAUCUCGCCCGCUGCUUCACCUCAUGCGCUGCUGGAGCUUGGUGGCUCCUCACCUUGUGGAGGCUGCCUGUCACAAGGAGAGACACGUAUCUCGGAAGGCGGUCUCCUUCAUCCACGAUAUCCUCACUGAAGUGCUGAUGGACUGGAACGAGCCUUCUCAUUUUCACUUUAAUGAGGCACUUUUCCGUCCCUUUGAGCGUAUCAUGCAGCUAGAGCUGUGUGAUGAGGAUGUCCAAGACCAGGUGGUCACUUCUAUAGGAGAAUUGGUAGAAAUGUGUUCUACCCAGAUCCAGUCAGGAUGGAGACCCCUGUUCAGUGCCCUGGAAACAGUACACAGCAGCAAGUCAGAGGUUAAAGAGUACCUUGUAGGAGAAUACUCUAUGGGGAAAUGCCAGGCUCCCGUGUUUGAUGUCUUUGAAGCAUUUCUAAACACAGACAGCAUCCAGGUCUUUGCCAAUGCUGCCACCAGUUAUAUUAUGUGCCUUAUGAAGUUUGUAAAAGGACUGGGGGAAGUAGAUUGUAAGGAGAUGGGUGACUGUGUGCCAGGAUCAGGAUCUGCAUCUACAGACUUGUGCCUUCCUGCUCUUGAUUACCUCAGGAGAUGUUCUCAGUUGUUAGCCAAAAUCUAUAAAAUGCCCUCAAAACCCAUCUUUCUCAGUGGCCGGCUGGUUAACUUGCCCGGAAGAGUGCCGGAACAAUCAGCUAGCAGUGAUGAUGGUGUUGAGUGCAUCCUUUCUGACUUUGAUGAUGACACUGGCCUUAUAAAUGUCUGGAUUAUUCUGCUGGAAGAAUUAACAACUGCCAUAUCCAACUGUCCCCGCCAACAUCAGCCUCCUACUUUGGAUCUGCUCUUUGAGUUGCUGAGGGAUGUUGCCAAUACACCUGGCCCAGGAUUUGGCAUUUAUGCAGUUGUACAUCUUCUUCUUCCCACGAUGUCUCUUUGGCUCCAUCGCAGCCACGGUGACCAUUCUUACUGGGAUGUGGCAUCUGCUAAUUUCAAACAUGCCAUUGGUCUUUCCUGUGAACUUGUAGUGGAGCACAUUCAAAAUUUCAUACACUCAGAUAUUGGUUAUGAAACUAUGAUCAAUACUAUGCUGAAAGAUCUUUUCAAGUUGCUAGUAGCCUGUGUAGCAGAACCAACAGAAAUUAUUUCCAGAGUUGGAUGCUCUUGUAUCAGGUAUGUGCUAGUGACAGCAGGGCCUGUUUUUACCGAAGAGAUGUGGAGGCUUGCAUGUUGUGCCCUGCAGGAUGCAUUCUCUGCCACUCUGGAGCCAGUAAAGAACCUGUUGGGCUAUUUCCACAGUGGUUCUGACAGCUUUAGUGGAGAUGCCUGUGAAGUGAAAGUGGCAGCUCCCUCCCUCUCUCCAAGUGCUGAAGCUGAAUACUGGAGAAUCAGAGCCAUGGCACAACAGGUCUUCAUGCUGGAAACUCAAUGCUCCCCAAAGACUCCUAGUAACAAGGAAGGGUUUGAACAUGCUCAGUCAUGCGUGCUUGUCAUCGACCUGCCACCGGAUAAGAAACCAAAUGGACAUACCCAGAGGAGUAUUCCUUUCAGGACAAUAGUGGUGAGCUUACUGUCCCACCAAGUACUGCUCCAGAAUUUAUAUGAUAUCUUACUGGAAGAAUUUGUGAAAGGCCCUUCUAACUUGGAGGAGAAAAUGACAUUACAAGUACCAGAAAACAAGUUGGCUGGUUUUCUCAGGUACAUCUCCAUGCAAAACCUGGCCGUCAUCUUUGACUUACUGCUGGACUCCUAUAGAACAGCCAAAGAAUUUGACACCAGACCUGGACUGAAGUGUUUGCUGAAAAAAGUGUCUGGUAUUAGUGGAGCUGCCAACUUGUACCGCCAGUCAGCAAUGAGCUUCAAUAUCUACUUCCACGCUUUGCUUUGUGCAAUCCUGACAAACCAGGAGAGCAUCACUGCAGACCAAGUGAAGGUGAUCCUUUUUGAAGAUGAUGAGAGAAGUACAGACUCAUCACAGCAGUGUUCUUCAGAAGAUGAAGACAUUUUUGAAGAAACUGCCCAGGUCAGUCCCCCACGAGGGAAGGAGAAGAGACAGUGGAGGGCUCGGAUACCAUCCCUGAGCGUACAGCCCGUCAGCAACGUGGACUGGGGAUGGCUAAUCAAGAGGCUUCAUAAGCUCUGUAUGGAACUGUGCAACAACUAUAUCCAGAUGCACCUGGACCUGGAGAAUAAUGUAGACGAGCCUCCAGUGUUCAGAAGUGACCCUUUCUUUAUUUUGCCAUCCUUUCACUCAGAAACCUCUACCCCAUCAACUGGAGGGCAGUCUGGGAAGGACACACCAUCGGAAGAUGACAGGAGUCAAAUCAGGGACCAACUGGGAGACAGCCUGACACCCAGAGGAGGGAGUGGAGAAAUGUUGUUGCUACCCCCACCCCUAAGUCCUAAGCCAGAGAAAAAAGAGCAAACUAGGAAAAAAGAAUGGUGGGAGAGUGCUGGUAACAAGAUCUACACCAUAGCCACUGACAAAACUAUCUCUAAGCUCAUGUCAGAAUACAAGAAAAGAAAGCAGCAACAGGCCAUGUCAUCCUUCACCAAAGAGGUCAAAGUGGAAAAGAAAGGGGAGCUCCUAGGUUCAAGAGGGCCAGACUCACCCAUACUCCAGAGGCCACAACAUCUUACAGAUCAAGGUCAAAUGAGGCAUUCAUUCAGUGCUGGUCCAGAGAUCCUGAGACAAGACAAGAGACCACGCUCAGGAUCCACAGUCAGUUCCCUGAAUAUAUCUGUUAGGGAUGCCGAGGCCCAGAUACAGGCAUGGACCAACAUGGUGCUGACAGUUCUCAACCAGAUUCAGGCCCUGCCAGACCAAACUUUCACAGCCCUGCAGCCAGCUGUGUUCCCCUGCAUCAGCCAGCUGACCUGCCACGUGACGGACAUCCGCGUGCGCCAGGCCGUGCGGGAAUGGCUGGGAAGAGUUGGCAGAGUUUAUGACAUCAUCGUUUAAACCUGGCUGUGCUCUGCUCUGCUGCAAAGGGAAGAAGACAUCCAAGGUAGACAGCAAAGAAGUACUUGGCAUUCAGUAAUUGCCUGCUUGUUGGUAACAAAUUAAGAAACAAUUAGCUUGUUGAUGUAUAUCCUCUGUCCAUUUGAGACUCUGUGACCCUCACUCACAUUAGCAAUGGAAGCAAAUCAUGAGCGGGUCCGGGAGGGGGAAGGUCUGGAAUGGCCCCAAGACCUGCCAAUAAAUCUGGGUAGGAUCUAAAGGGUGACACCUUUCUUUAGCCUUCAUUUUAAUUCAAAUUUGCAACAGUGGGAGCCACAUGAAACUGCAAGUGAACUUCCACACUUGCAUUUAUCUGUGAAUGCAACCAUCAUCUGGAUGUCAAGCCAGUAAGGCUAUGUAACUUAAAAUAAAUGAAUAAAAAAAAACUUAUAAAAGUCAGGAAAAAAAGGUGGGGCUAUAGGACAAGUGAAAAGUGACACUUGUUUAAAGUAACUUUUUUCCCUUCUGAAAUUAGCAUGAGACUGAAAAGCCAAAUUAAGAUUAUUCAAAUAGCUAUGUCUCACUCACUAGAGAAACUGGAAAUUUAUUUAGCUCUGAGAAGAGCCUUGAAGUCUAGUCACUAACAAGUGACUAUUAAAGUAUCCCAGGUCUAGAACUGGUGAACCAAGCACAGACUCUUCAUCCUUUCAUUGCUCUUGGGGAGUAUUGCUUGGAAAGAAAUGGCACCUUCAAGCUGAACUCUCUGCAACACUACCCUGGCUGCUUCUUCAGCUAUGCCUACAGCUGAUCAUUUUUUCACAUCUAAUUGUCCCUAAGGGCAACAGGGAAGUAUGUUUUGCUGUUUCCUGUGAAGCUGGGGGUAAGACACACCACGGAACAAGUGCCAGCAUCUGCCAAUAUCCAGCAUACAACUAAAGAGAACAGAGAUAAAGCAUUCCAGUUUGAGCAGCACUGCAGUUACAUUAUCUUCUGCUUCUACUGGAAACUUGUAUGUUUGCUGAUAUAGAACAGCUCUAGCCAGGAGCAUCCGUAUCACCUGUGUUUUACUUCGCCCGUCACUCCACACUGAGCUGAAUCAAGACGGAAAAUGGUCUGAAAGGAAGGCAUUUUUCCUGUCUCUUUCCCAUUUCUUGUCUGCUGCUGUAAAGAGAAGGGGACAGAUCCUCAUGGACCUCCCUCUCAGUGCAGCAAAACUAUAGCAACUACUACAAUUUGCUGAUAUCGUUAAGGGGUGAGAGAAGGGGAAGAAUUUACUAUUGUAUUAUCAAAUAUAUGAUGCUCUUCACAUUAGACACAGCAAAGGGUUACUUUGCUGUACAAGUCAUGUCACAGCCCCUGAGAUAUUUCUUGUGGCACUCCCAUACUACAUAAUUUGUUGAUUAAAAGUGGAUUUUAAUCUUGGAUGACUCCCACAAUUAUGUUUUCCCAAGACUUUUAGGAUUUUAAAAUGUGCACACCAACUAAAUAUACAGCUUCAGUCCCUGCUCCAAAGCAUCCUCAAAGUGGCAUCUUGUUAUAUCAGCCCUGGACUUUGCACAACUUUCAGCAACAUAAACCUAGGAAAACAGAGGGAGCCAGGAGACUCCACUGAACAGCUAUCACCCAAGCUGAUGAGUUUACAGAGUCUGCCACUCUCUUCCUGCCUUUUUCUUCCCUGCCCACUUAUCGUUUUCACCUGCUAGACUUGUGCAGGGAAUAUUUGUCCCAUAAGUUUCUGUAGUGUCAGUCACAGUACUUUCCUUUCCUUCAAAACUUGCUUUCAUGAAAUUCUUGCAAGGGCUUAAAAAAAUGUCCUUAAAACCAACUCUUUUUUUGUCAUCUACCAUCAUUUAUGUAUGAAUAAUUUAACAAUUCAAUACAUUUUUCAAUUUUCCCCCAACAGUUUUAAUAUCAAACUGAUCCCUGGGUAAAUGGGAGACAAGUGGCAUGGUUUGAUUUCUGUUGCCAUGUCUUUCUUAUAUAUCUUUAGAGUAAAAGGGUAGUUAUAUUUUUGUUGAAGUUUUUAUUGGGCAUCUGUACAGAAGUGCUUUUAAAGCAUUACAUUAACUAGGAAACAACAGAAAUCAGUAUAAUAAAUGGUAAGUAAAUCACCCAACUCUCCCAUUUUGCAUUAUACAUGCACUGAAUGGAUGCAGAUAUUUGCUGUAGUAAUCUAAAACUAAAGCAAAGCCCUAAAUAGUGGUGAAGUAAAAUUGGUAGCAAUACCACUGGAAUCACUCAGGACACCAGAAGAGCAACAAGUAUCUCAAAUACCCUGUGGUUAUAUGUUGUGGUUGGAACACUAAAAUCCCUCUGUAAAAAGAGAAAGAGAAGCUCUAGGAGUGAUUAUACCACCACCCCUACCAGCACUCUCAAGCCCAUGAACUCAGCAUAGCCUGGUGUUAUGUGAUCAGCCACCAUCUUGGCACCCAAAAUACCAUUUCAAGUUUCUACAAAUACCAUACUGGAAAUGAGUAAGAAUAAAUUUUCUGUGUCACUAUUGCCCUACUUUAAGCUUUGCCCUCCUAAUUGUGCACUAAGUACAUCACCCUUGAUACCUCUGCACAUUAACACCCCACCUCUAAGAAGUCAUGAGUAAUUCCAGAAAUUUAAUUUAAAAGGAGGGGAGUGAAGGAAUUUUUGAAAGAGUAGGUCUCACAUCAGCCAAGUUUGACAGGUGCUGCUCUUCCUUGUAUGUAAAAUGAUAAGCAGCUGAGGAGAGCAGGCCAUGGCCACUUCAGAAAUCAUUAAUUUGUGAUGCAGAGGGGUUUUGAUACACCUCCAAAAUACAAAUAAGUUAAAAAUUGAGUUAAUGCAUCAGAUUCUAGUUUAAACAAAUUUCUAGUUUAGCCGUAAACAUCAGCAAGCCCCAAAGAAGUACAACACUGAACAUGUGCAGUCAGUAUUUCAUUGACCUGUACAGUCUGUUUCAUGCAUACUUUUGUCCCAAGGCUUUGCCAGCAUGCUCCCUUCAGUCCUCACAAAGGAGAGGUCUGACAGAACAGCCCCAGGAAAAGGGUAGUGGCACCAGCCUGCCAUACACUUCAGAAGGGGAUUCCACAACUCUCAGCACCCCAGGUGUGUCCACCUGUACCACUCUACAGCAGCUUUUCUGCUUUCCACUUGUGAGUAGGGAAGCACCUUGGUCAGCAGGCCUUGUGCCCACAUGAAUAUGUCUUUUUCACAUAACCCAUUCAAAUCCUCACUUACAGCCCUGUAACAUAAUGCAUGAGCUAACAGCAGCAUAUUACCAGCUUUACUCUUGAAUCAGAACAUUUGAGCCUUGAAAAACUGGAAUCUGUGUAUUAUAGCCUGAGCCUACUCUUUCUCUUUUUUCUGGUUAAUGAUUACAUUCUUCUCUCUCUCUCUCUUUUUUUUUUUUUUUUUUCUUUUUGGUUUGGUUUUGGUUUUUUGUCACAUGUCACUGGCCAUUUAUUUUUUAAACUAUCUGUGGUCAUUGGGCAUCCUUCUCAGGUACCAGAGCUGCACCUCUGCUGCCUUUGCCUGGCUCACACUGCCCUCCUCAGGGCCACCACAGCAAUCCAGAGGCAAUGACAUCUCCCUUAAGUCUUGCAGGCAGCCAGUGACAGAGAAAGAUGCUGUUGGCCAGCAUCAGCUGCCUUUACUCACAAGUAAUAGCUCAUCACCAUGCAAAUAAAAUGCUGAAAAAAAAAGAAGCACACUCAUCAGGGAAGUGCUGUUUUUUUGUAUAACAGGAGCAUAGUCUGACUCCAAUCCAUAGUUUCAGGCCACUGCCUAUGUUUACACUUCCCUCUGUAGUGUGAAUAUAUGCAGAUAUGAGACAGCUGACAUGGUUGUAUACCAAUUCAAAUCGCUCCAGUCAUACUCUGAACAUUCUGCAUAGUUGCAGAGCAAUAUCCACAUUAGUAGGAUGUUUAUCAUGCUCACUGAAUUUGUGUCACCAGCACAAGUGUUAAUGCAUUUGUUCUGGUACCUUGCCCACCAUAGCCCUUUCUGAGUUAUGUGUCACCAUUUCUGAGCCACAGUGUCACCAUCAUUGUCUUGAUUAUUGUGCUUUCAUGUGUUUAAGAUGUUAAGUUACAGACUUAAAACUCUUCACAGGAUAAACAAUCACUGGAGAAUAACUUAGUUUACUAUCUAGAAAGAGUUAUUAGCAAAAAGCUUUACAUAGACCUGAACAAAACUUUGUUUGUAAAACUCCAAGCACAGGCAACACAGCUUUUGCCUCGUCACAGAUAAAAAAAUUCAUGUCCUUUGAACUAUAGGGGGCUCAUGUCAAGGCCAAGCAGACUUUACACCUGUGACUUGUCAGGUACUUUGCCUUCCAAUUUGAGCUUUAUAUUUUGUUUAAAACCUAAACCUUACUGUAUAAUUCAUGGACAAAUCUUCAUCUGCUAUAAUCCCCCCCUCUAAAUACCUUGGGUUACCACAUGAGAUCUCCACCUGCACUUGCUUUAGUAGCAUCUCAGUGUUGGUAUCUGCACUGCAGAACUCAGUGCAGCACCAGUGUGAAACCAAGUAAGUGUGAAAAUGAGUUAGCAAGUAGAGAGGUCCAGCUCCAUGUGCUGCCUGUGCUUUGAACCUCUCUCCACAGCUUAGACCCCUGCUUAAAGUGCCUAAGCUGUUGAAAUCAAUGCAAAUGAUACAGCUGGGUGCAUUUCAUACUCAGGACUUGGUCCUUGGAUUCUUCAGUCACUACGUAUGGGUUCCCAAGUUCUCAGGAAAGGGAAAGUCCUGAUCAGUUCCUGAUGUCACCUUCUCUGCUGCUGUUCUUUCUACACCUUGUGCUUGAGAAAUCCACAAGACACAGCAAGUAUUCCCAUGCAUCCCAGUGCCCCAAAACUAGAACAUUCACAAAUCCAGUUUUAGCACAAAGGAGGCUGACCACAGCAAGACAAAGUAACUUAUUUCUUCCUAGCUCUUCUGUGUAGAAGCUUAUUCAGAAACUGAGCAUGUGGUUUGGCUAUUUUCAUCUUUCACAUCACAUUACUCAGUGCUAAGUAGUUUUAAAUUGAAAAAGAAAAAAAGAGUCCUUUUUUCCUUUGCCCUUCCUUUUGUGGGGGUGUGAUAAGUUUAUGUUUAAACAAGCUAUUUACUGAAUACUUUGGUUGUAGUAAUUUUUUGGAAGGGUUUAUGUGUAGUACUAAUCAUGUCAUAGGACACAAAAUACAGUUAGGUUUUUCUAUUUCUGAUCAUUCCACCGCUAUUGAGAAAAUGAUGCGAUACCAUUAAUUAAAAAAAAAAUACAAACAAACCUUCUCCUUUUUUAAGAUAAAAGGACCAAGUUAUUGUAGCAUAGAAGCACAAAUGUUGGAUUUUAUGCAGUGUAGACAACAGUGUCUGGCAGCUAGAGAUCCCUUUCUUCAAUUAACUUCCCUUUCUGAGUAGAACUACUGUAAGAAUCCAAUUUCAGGGUCUCUUGGCAGCCCUCACCAGCAAUGCAUCUGAGACUCCAGAAAGUUGUACAGCUGCAAGGAAGAAGUCAUAGCUCUUCCUUCUUUUGAUUCCACUAAUCCCCCUCAAAAUACAGGCUUUAUAUGUGACACUAACUGUAUAACAUCAUAGUAAACCAACAGCUUUCACCAAACAUGGGGGGGAGGAGGAGGGGUUAUUUAAAAAGAAAAUGUAUAUAUAUUUAAAAAGAAAAAAGCAUGUGGCAUAAGUAUGCAUGAGUCUUUUCACUUACUGCUCAGAGGUCUCCAAGCUAAAGAACUAAAAGCAGAGGAAAGAAGAAAUGCCCUAAUUCUGUGGAUACUGGUGGAUCCUGGAUUAAUGCAAUAAUGAGCUUGCCUGUGGGACCAGAUCCCUCAAAUCCUCCUUAUUUUUGGCAAAUUUGCAAGUUGAGGUUUGCAUAGUCUCCACUGCCAUAUUGAAUCAGGAAACUGAGUUUAUGGAGAGCAUUUUUUUUGUUAAGAAACAUGGCAACAGGAUCUAUUUCAAUCCUUUUACCCCAACAUUCCAUUUCUAAAAGGUAGUUUUGUACAUCCAUAGAGUUCACCUAAGUACCAUGGAGCACCAGGACCCUAUUCCCUGUGCUGCCAUUUGCUUCACCUGCAAUGAGUCUGCAGUGAGUUGCUGUCCUUCCAUGAGAACUAAGCUGAAAGAACAGAGCUGAGCUAUCAGAGACACAGGCAGACAGGUACCAGCAAGGGACAAAUAUCACCUCCACAAGCAGGCUGUGGCUCCCGAGCCCCCAGCUCUGCAGAGGAAAGCAGGAUUUUUGUACCACAGGGAAAACAGCCAGGAAGGGCAGAGCACUGUGUGGUGUCAGAGCCCUGUACUGCACACCAUUUGCUGGAGCAGACUGGAGCAAGAGAUUGAAAAGUAUUCAAUGACAACAGUGAGCACAUUCUUUGAGUUCCAGUCACUUUCUCUCCCUCACCCCCUUUUUUUGUCAUUAUUUAUGAGACUGCAAACAUACUUCCAUGGGUCCUUCGACCAGAACUGAAAAUUGAAAGCAAGCCAAAGGGAGUUCACACUCCAUUUUGCCAAAGAUCUAAUCCUUUCCUGUUCAAAAAUGAAAAAGAAAAAGCCCAAACCAAAUUAUAAUCCAUGAUGAUGGCUGCCAUAGGAAGCAUUUCACCACAAAACAUGAUUCCCAGGACUUCACCUCUCUAGCUGUGUAUUCAGGAGGAGCCACUAAUUCUUCUAAAAGAGACUGUAAAUCACCUUGUCAAGCAAGUGCUUACAUUGGGUUUACCUUCUACUGAGUUCAUACCUACCUGCAAUUCCCUGAUCUCAUCCAUCCUUCCUCCCCCAACCCUUCUGCUCUUCUUUAGAAAAACACAUCCCUGUGUCCACCACAUCCUGUUGUGCUGCUAGCUUGCUUUGGUCCUUGGGUGUCCAGUGGUCAGGCAGUCACUGUGAGCUGGCUUGCAAAUUGUAUUUUGUGUAUAUUUUAUUCUGACUGAAUUCUGAAAUGGAAAUAUUUUAAAACAAGAAUUAUAAACUAUUUAUGUUGCUUGUGUUGCAGAAUAAAGAAGUAAAUGCAAAA
Messenger RNA from Calypte anna (Anna's hummingbird), 13899 nucleotides. RefSeq names its product ARFGEF family member 3 (gene ARFGEF3). Gene Ontology annotation, molecular function: guanyl-nucleotide exchange factor activity. Gene Ontology annotation, biological process: regulation of ARF protein signal transduction. The transcript is spliced from 36 exons. NCBI's taxonomy places the organism in Eukaryota, Metazoa, Chordata, Aves, Apodiformes, Trochilidae. The coding region runs from base 192 to 6944 and encodes 2250 amino acids. The record is from RefSeq and is a predicted model, not a curated record.